Trichomonas vaginalis G3 is the source of this 760-nucleotide messenger RNA. Its product is annotated as organellar and viral DNA polymerase type B. The record is from RefSeq and is a predicted model, not a curated record. NCBI's taxonomy places the organism in Eukaryota, Parabasalia, Trichomonadida, Trichomonadidae. The transcript has a single exon. The annotation marks the transcript as partial.
AUGUAUCGGAAGUUGUCUAAGUUAGAACACUCGGAAAUAAAACAACUUCUUACAGAAGCUAAUAUAGAUGUUGCAAAGCAUUACGCGACAAACAAAAAAGCACUCGCUGACUUCAUUAAAGACUACAAUGGUGCAAUAAGUUAUGAUAGAAUUCAUGAGUUCAUAAAGCCGCAACGCGGCGAGGACGAAGUCCAUGCAAGAGCAUUUCCUUUAAAUGACAUUGCUAUUGACUUAUAUCAUAGACGUUCAGUACCUCAUGAAGUAAGAAGAGAAAUGUUUGACAUAACAAAUGCGAACGUUGGUCAUACUCGUAAAGCUCUUUCGCAUGAUGUUCGUCAAGAAAUGUUUGACAUAACAAAUGCAAACGUUGGUGAAACAAGAAGAAGAGACGACACACUGAAACAACAGAGAAGAGAGAUGUUUAAAAGUGCUAUAGAACAAGUUCGCAAAGCUAACGAUGUCAUUCGUUCCAUUGACGACAAACCAAAAGAAGGUGAGAGAUGGUUAAAGAAAGAUGAAGAGAAUAGGAAGAGAAAUGUGAAGUCAGGCAAUAGACUCAUUGACUUUAACAUCGAAGCUUUAGAUGAACCAAACAGAGAAUAUUUACACAAACAUUUCGGUAAGGUUUUCAUGAGACUCUUAGAGAAAAUUAAAAUAAACUCGCAACAAAGAUGGAUGGUAUGUUAUAAACUUGGUGGAAAGUAUGAAUGUUCUACGUUAAACCUCAAUAAUAUUGGAACAUUACUACAUCAGCUCUUGA